Messenger RNA from Verticillium alfalfae VaMs.102, 1008 nucleotides. RefSeq lists its product with no specific name. The transcript has a single exon. The record is from RefSeq and is a predicted model, not a curated record. The coding region runs from base 1 to 1008 and encodes 335 amino acids. NCBI's taxonomy places the organism in Eukaryota, Fungi, Ascomycota, Sordariomycetes, Glomerellales, Plectosphaerellaceae.
AUGAUGAACACCCAUGUUUAUGAUAGCUUUUUGGACCAUCUCCCACCGGCGCCACCCGCCAACACACCACUCGAGGGGUAUUCUCCGAACUGGAGAUUAGGACAAUAUCCUCGCGGACAGGUUCUGGACGGUCAGGGCGAAGAUACAAGCAUCGGCGUCCCAUAUACCACAGGCCAGAUACCCAACAAAUCAAGCCCGUUUCCCAUCUGGGCAGCAACAACGAACCAAGAAACCCACGGGCUGGGCUUCGAAGGCCAAUCCGAGGGAUUCAAGCAGGUACCUGCCGCUGCCGCGCAACCCUUCUGUCCACCAGACGGCCGUCACAAUGAUCCAUACCGGCCUCAAAUGACGAACAUCAACAUGAACGAGCACAUUCACAAGACCCACCAAGCCCCUUCGCCUAUGAGCAUCACGUCGAACAUAGCCGCCACAGUGCUCCCCUCGGGUGAAGCCCACCAUCGCGACGGCCGCCUCAGCUGCAGCACAACGAUCGUCAGCGUCGACAACGCCAGCUCCAGCAACCCGGCCAGCGACGUUCACACCAUCUGCCUCCUCGCCACGGAAUCCUACCUCAGCGAACGCCGCGCCAACUGGCGGCUCCGCGGCGGCGGCGGCGUCAGCAGACAAUGUCCGCAGCGCCCCUCGUCGUCGCCCCGUGGCAGUCGCUGGAUGCCCUACGUUCCGCCCGGCCAGGACAGCGACGGCGAGCACGGCCACCGCCGCCGCCGCAGCUCGACGGGCGAGAGGCCCACCGGCUCGCUGCUGGCCAACGUCAGUCGGAUAUCGACGGCGUUGUGGAAGCAGGCGAUGCGGGACAGGCUCUAUGUGCUGCGUUCGGAGAGAAUGGCGCUGGAGAACAUGGGCCAGCUGCUGGAUUGGGCGGAGACGAUCGCGGCGGGAGACAAGGGCGAGGAGAUGGAGCCCAUGCGGGUUUUGACGGCGGGGAGGAACUUGUGCGCCUGGCUCGGCGACGAAGUGGGCGUGGAGAUGAUGGAGGCGUUGGAGUGA